Lucilia sericata (common green bottle fly) is the source of this 2059-nucleotide messenger RNA. RefSeq lists its product as uncharacterized. The record is from RefSeq and is a predicted model, not a curated record. Lineage: Eukaryota; Metazoa; Arthropoda; Insecta; Diptera; Calliphoridae. The transcript has 2 exons. The coding region runs from base 201 to 1763 and encodes 520 amino acids.
CUCACAGAGGAUUGAAAUAGUUUAAGGUUUUUGAACAAUCUUAGAUUGAAAGAAAAUUAAAAGAUUUAAAAACGAUUUUUUUAUUAAACGAACUGUAAAAUUAUCCUUAUAUUUUAACGCGGGCGUUAAAAACGUAAUCAAGAAAACAAAUUCAAUAAAAAUUAAGUAAAACACCAAAUAAAUUAAAUGACCCGGGAGCCAUGCGGAUCCAGCGGAGUCUAGUGUUAGCAGCAUUUAGUGUCCUACUCUUGGGCACUUUGGUCCACAGUAAAGCUCUACCAAAUGGCCAACAGCAACAACAUCUACAACAACUACAGCCUCAACCAACACAAUUACAGCAACAACAACAACAGCAGCAAUCUACACCAAAUAGAAUUGUAUUCGAUCAACAAGCCGCUGAAUCACAAGUGCCAAAUGCCCAUAUAGUGCAACAACAAAUCGUUCCACAACCCGCUUUAGUACCAGCUCAAAAUACUCAAGUCGUACAGCAAAGAAUCGACUUAGAGGCUCUACACGAUCUACAUCACGUGCAUGAUCAUGAACACCAUCAUCAUCAUCAUGAACAUAAUCCAGGUUUUUGGAAAAAGAAGGUAACUUGGAAGGAGGGUUGGAAGAAGAUUUGGAAACCAGCGAAAAAACAAAUUUGGGUGCCACAAUGGAAACAGAUCUGGAAACCCGUCUGGGUGCCUGUAAAAGUGCCAGCUUGGAAAGAUAUACAGGUGCCGGCUUGGAAACAAAUCUGGAAACCGGUGUGGAAGGAGGUACAGGUGCCGGCAUGGAAGGAGAUACAAGUGCCUGAUUGGAAAAAGAUCUGGAGACCCAUAUGGGUGCCUACUAAAGUGCCGGCCUGGAAAGAUAUACAAGUGCCAGCUUGGAAACAGAUUUGGGUGCCGGUGUGGAAAGAAAUACAAGUACCAGCCUGGAAGGAAAUACAAGUACCAGAAUGGAAACAAUAUUGGACCCCUGAAUGGAUUAAAGUGGGCAUACCCGGUGAGAAAUAUCUGGGCAAAGAUCACGAAGGUUGGGAAUAUACUAGUCAUGAUUUGUGGAAAAAGAAAUUAGUGUGGAAAUCCCACUGGAAAAAGAUAUGGAAACCAGCCAAGAAGCAAAUUUGGGUGCCUAGCAAAAAGUUGGAAUGGAAAGAAGAUUGGAAGCAGAUAUGGAAACCAGCCAAGAAACAAAUCUGGGUAGAAAGCAAAAAACUCGAAUGGAAAGAAGAAUGGAAACAGAUAUGGAAACCAGCCAAAAAACAAAUCUGGGUACCCGACAAGAAACUCGAAUGGAAGGAAGCCUGGGUUAAAAUCUGGAAACCAGCCAAGAAACAAAUCUGGGUGGAGGAUAAAAAACUCCAAUGGAAGGAAGCCUGGAAACAGAUAUGGGUGCCUGGCUGGAAAGAGGUAUGGGUACCGGAUUGGAAAAAAAUCUGGAAACCAGUUAUUAUAUCCGAAUGGUUCCCCAUCGAUGAUCAUCAUGAAGCACAUCACCAUCAUCACGGUCAUGAAAUAGUACAUGGUCAUGAAAUAGAACAUGGUCAUGAGAUAGAACAUGGUCAUGAAAUCGAGCACAUACAUGCCAUAGAACAUGGCCAUGGCUGGGAUCGUAAAGAUGCCCAAAAUAAUGACAAAGUAGUGUGGAAACGUGAUGAUAGUACAGCUAAUAAAUCCACCCAAUUGCAACCGGUACAAAGUACAGAUUAUCAAAAUAAACCUGCCGAUAAUGCACAGGACGCUAGCCAGCAGCCACUCAAAUUUCCAGCAGCGUGAAAUCAAGUCUAGCUAAUCGUUAAACAAUAACUAACGUUUAUAACGUUUUGACUUCUUUAACCAGCCAUGAUUUACCAUACAAAUUUUCCAUUUCCUCUGUUUUGCUAUAACUCUGUAAAACUUGUAUAUAAGUAUUAUAACUUAAUCUUUCCAAGCUGUUCUUCUUUUCCACUUUCUUCCUUUCCAUCUCUUGUGCUGUUUAUAGUUUAAGUUCUUUUUUUAAAAAAUGCUCUCUAACACUGUCUCUUUUGUACGCUGUAUUUACUCCCGUGCAUACAUUUCAAUUUAAAUUAUUU